AGUCACGAGAACGACAGCGAGUGAUGGAGCAACAUCUUUUCUGUCCUGGGGCUUACAUUCAUUCAUUUUCGCAACCUCUUGCCCAGUUCCAGAAACCCACCAGCUUUUUAAUGUCUUCCUCAGCUUCUCGCCCUCUUUCUGGUUUAGUAAUCAUGAUAUAAAGAACGAAUAUUAAUUUUACUGCAAAGUUAUGAGAUGCGGUGCUGGUAGUUUUUGGCAUGGUUGAUUAGUCUAUUUGAGACCCUUAUAUCUUCCAUGAGGGAACGGUGGAUUUUUUUGAGACAUCUUACUUGAGCUGCAAAUGGUUGAUUAGAAUACAGAACAAUGUCAGCUUACGCCCAUCAAAUGGAGAGGGAGUUCUCAGCUCAGAGUCUCUCCAGUAGAGGAGUUUCUGAGAUGGGAAGCCAUUAUGUGGCGGAAUCAGGGUUCUACAUGACAUCCUUUGCAGCAACUAUCUUCAUUGCUUCCCUUGUAACUGUUGGAGUUUUAUUGACCACCUUGCUGGUUUCUCUAGCCGUUAUGUUACAAUCCUGCCAGGAUAGGAGUAAAGGAGUUAUUGAGAUCCAAAAAUUAAGUCAUGAUUACAAUUACUGCAAGAUGUUUGCUUUGCAUGCAGAACUCAACAGCUUGGGACCAGAUGACUUCCCUUCAAUGUGCGCGAGUCUUGCCGUUCAGCACAAUAAAGGAGGAGCAUAUGAGAGAGAUUUAAAUGCUAGUCUGCUCAUGAUUGAGAGAUACUUUGACAGUCUUCUGCCUUUACAUGAUGGUCUAGAUGUGUUAUUGAUGGAUAUUGACGACAUAUUUCCUUCAAAUAUUCGUUAUACUUCUCUAUUGAUGAACAGAGUCCGUGAUAAUGGCUGUAUUGAUUGUUUUCAAGAGGAAAAGCAUCUGAAGCAAAUACUGUGUCUCAGUUUAUACACAAAACUUCAAGCUAGUGGGUGGUCGUUGAUUUUGUUGUCAAGAAAGCCAGAGAAACUAAGGAAUGCCACCAUACAGCACCUAAUUUCUGCAGGAUACAGGGGUUGGUCCUCAACGAUAAUGAGGUCAGAUAAUGAAAUAGAGAUUGAUAGCCGUGAAUAUUUCUCAAGGCGAAUGGUGGCAAUGCAGAAAGCAGGCUUCCGUAUCUCAGGUGUAAUUAGCAGCCAGAUGGAUGCUUUAACGAGUGCGUCUUUAGGACACCGUGUUUUUAAGCUUCCAAAUCCGGUAUAUUACAAUUUUGAGCAUCACACAGGGAACUCCCGUGUGCUGGAAUAGAUCAUGGUCCAGGGUUGUAUCAUUUUACGUGCUAUUAUGUUUUGAAGGUUUGCCAUUCUUUCAUUGUAAAGUCAGGUGUCAGCCAUAUCGGGACUAUUUGGUUCUGCUUCAGUGUUGUUGUAUACAGAUUUUUAUAUCGUCUAUUUUUAGAACAAAUUUCGUCU
Populus trichocarpa (black cottonwood) is the source of this 1418-nucleotide messenger RNA. RefSeq lists its product as uncharacterized. Bases 325 to 1254 code for a protein of 309 amino acids. The record is from RefSeq and is a predicted model, not a curated record. NCBI's taxonomy places the organism in Eukaryota, Viridiplantae, Streptophyta, Magnoliopsida, Malpighiales, Salicaceae. The transcript is spliced from 6 exons.